UCCUCCCUCCCUCCUUCUCUCGCUCGGCUCCCCUCCACUCUGCUCUGCGCUCUGCGCUCCGUCCGUAGCCACUGACGCCGCCGCGGAGCCCUCUGCGGGGUAGAUAUCGCCGCAGCUCUGCGCUCCCCCUCGCUCCGCUCGCUUUCUCACUCGGGCCAGCCCCGCGCAUCCGCGAGAGCGGAGGAGACAGGAGGGGGCGGAAAUCCAAAGCGAGCAGGAGCGCGCCAGGAGAAGUGGGCUGCCCGCCCCCCAUCCCGCCACCCCCUCCCUCUCAGCUACCCUUGGGCUUCGGGAAACCUUGACGACUUCCCCCAGACUUUCUGCAUGACUGUCACAAAGAUGUCCUGGCGCCCGCAAUACCGAAGUUCCAAGUUCCGGAAUGUCUACGGGAAGGUGGCCAACCGAGAGCACUGCUUUGACGGCAUCCCCAUCACCAAGAAUGUGCAUGAUAACCAUUUCUGUGCUGUCAACGCCAGGUUCCUUGCCAUUGUUACAGAGAGUGCAGGAGGUGGAUCCUUUCUUGUAAUCCCCCUGGAGCAGACAGGUCGAAUUGAGCCCAACUAUCCCAAAGUUUGUGGUCACCAGGGCAACGUGCUUGACAUCAAAUGGAACCCCUUCAUUGACAACAUCAUUGCAUCCUGCUCAGAGGACACAUCAGUACGAAUAUGGGAGAUCCCAGAGGGUGGCUUAAAGCGGAACAUGACCGAGGCGAUCCUAGAACUUUAUGGACACAGCAGGAGAGUGGGGCUUGUGGAGUGGCAUCCGACCACCAACAACAUCCUGUUUAGUGCUGGCUAUGACUACAAGGUUCUCAUCUGGAACCUGGAUAUUGGGGAGCCGGUGAAAAUGAUUGACUGCCACACAGAUGUGAUCCUUUGCAUGUCCUUCAACACAGAUGGCAGCCUGCUAUCCACCACCUGCAAGGACAAGAAGCUGAGGGUGAUUGAGCCCCGUUCUGGCCGAGUGCUCCAGGAAGCCAGUUGUAAGAACCACAGAGUAAAUCGGGUGGUAUUCCUUGGCAACAUGAAGAGGCUCCUCACAACAGGCGUUUCCAGGUGGAACACCAGGCAAAUUGCCCUCUGGGACCAGGAAGAUCUAGCUAUGCCUCUAAUCGAAGAAGAGAUAGAUGGUCUUUCUGGACUCCUGUUUCCCUUCUAUGAUGCUGAUACACACAUGCUGUAUUUGGCAGGAAAGGGAGAUGGAAAUAUCAGAUACUACGAGAUUGGAUCAGAGAAGCCAUAUCUAAGUUACCUCAUGGAGUUCCGCUCCCCAGCCCCACAGAAAGGUCUGGGGGUGAUGCCCAAGCAUGGUCUGGAUGUGUCAGCUUGUGAAGUAUUCCGGUUCUACAAGCUAGUGACCCUGAAAGGCUUGAUUGAGCCCAUCUCCAUGAUCGUGCCUCGGAGGUCAGAGUCUUAUCAGGAAGACAUUUACCCCAUGACCCCAGGAACGGAGCCAGCUUUGACCCCUGAUGAAUGGCUGGGAGGCAUCAAUCGAGAUCCAGUGCUGAUGUCUUUAAAAGAAGGCUAUAAGAAAUCUCCCAAAGUGGUGUUUAAGGCCCCAGUCAAAGAAAAGAAGAGUGUUGUGGUCAAUGGAAUAGAUUUAUUAGAAAAUGUCCCACCCAGGACAGAAAACGAGCUCCUCCGAAUGUUCUUCCGACAGCAGGACGAGAUUCGGCGAUUGAAAGAGGAGCUCUCCCAGAAAGACAUCCGCAUUCGGCAGCUGCAGCUGGAACUCAAAAACUUACGGAACAACCCCAAGAACAAUUAGCUCCCCAAAGGCUCAUUUUCUAAAUAAACUCUCUGUUUAUAUUUGCUCUUUAAUUUUCCUCCCAUUCACUCUCUCCUCUACCCAUCCCCCUACCUUCUUCCCCAUCCCCAUCCCCAUCCCCACCCCCACCCCCAAGACAAGCCAGUGCUUGAGCAGCUUGCCAACGGGCUGCGCUCACCGAUAACUGGAAUUAUGUGCUUUGGUCCCUUUAUCUCACACUAAAAAGAGGCAACAGAUGACCCUGUCGGACUGACCAGUGCUGCUGUAACUGAAAACUACUGUCCUUGGAGAGGGCUGGCUCUGGAUUUCUACCCUUACGGUUUUCUUGGAGGAACUAGUGGGUAGCCUCUCUUCUGAUGGAUCAUCAGAUUAUAGAUCUCACCAAGAGGAGCUACUUAAAGCUGGCCGGAAGACUACCUGGAGAAGCUGGGGGAAGCGAGGUUGACCGCGGUUAACUUUUCCCAUGCAGAGGGCGGCAGCGGGAAUACACAGCUCUCAAUAGCUGGAGCUCAAAGCCACUUGCUUGUAGAUGCCAUAAAGUAAGGGCUUAAUUCGCUGAUAUUAUUCGAAAGAUUCCCUUUUCCUCCUUUUCUUCCACUUCCCUCCUCUCAUCUUUCAAAACAGCCCCUUUAAACCUCAGUUCUUAACUUGGAAGAGCCAGGUUUCCUUUUUUCC
Messenger RNA from Sarcophilus harrisii (Tasmanian devil), 2442 nucleotides. RefSeq names its product coronin 2B (gene CORO2B). The coding region runs from base 325 to 1767 and encodes 480 amino acids. The record is from RefSeq and is a predicted model, not a curated record. Gene Ontology annotation, biological process: actin filament organization. NCBI's taxonomy places the organism in Eukaryota, Metazoa, Chordata, Mammalia, Dasyuromorphia, Dasyuridae. Gene Ontology annotation, molecular function: actin filament binding. The transcript is spliced from 12 exons.